AUCCCACGUGAUUUCUGACUGGGUGUGGAAAAAGUUUAACUUGUACAUUUUUUUCUGUCUCAAACAGAAAGUUUUAAACUGAGAUGGAAUUGCUCUUCAGUUUAAUGAUAAGUGUAUACAAUAUAUACGUUAUUAUGAAAGAAAAUCUAACGUAACGGUUAGAGUUAAAACAAUUGGUCAAUUUAUAAUUUAGUCGAUCGACAGAGAAUUGAUCGUCAACUAUUUGAUAACUUAUUAUUCGUUUGAGUCACUUUUCAACAGAAAUACCAAACAUAACCCAGUUUUAGCCUCUCAGUUGUGAGGAUUUGUGUUUUUUUACUGCUGUUUUGUGUUUUGUUUUGUCUAAUACAAUAGUAAAUUCAUAAUUUGGGGGUUUUGGACUGCUGGUUGGACAAAACAAGAUAUUUGAAACCAUCAACUUGGUCUUUAGGAAACUGGAAUUUUUCACUAAUUUCUGACAUUCAUUAUAGUAUAUAUUUUUUGGUGUAUUUAUCGAUGUUUUGUUUUAACAAUCUUAUUUGAUAGGCCUACUGUGGAUCUUACAUGUUUUGUGAUCCUUGAUUCUCUUCACAUUUUGUCUGAUUAAUUUUAAGUCUGUAUUAUAUGUUUGGUAACCUCUAAGGUUCACGGUCCAUGUGGUGCUGCUAUCCUGGCCAAGACACUCACAAAACACUAUGUGAAACUCUUGGCUGCCUUGAAAUUGCAAGUUGACUUAAUUAGUGUUGAACAGCCUUGUUAGGUAUUCACUCAUCAAAUGUCUUGUCAUGUCUUACAGAAGCUGGUCAAAUCACAAGUCAGUGAGUCUAGGAAUGGUUCCUAGUAGUUAUAGUUAUUAAUGAUACAUAAUAUGUUUAUUUCAGUGCCUCAGUAAAUCAAAAUGAAUGAAUUACUGUCAGGUCUGCUUUGGUGCAGAGAUAUGCAAAGUUUACCAGCCUCUAAACUUAUUUUCAAGGAAAUUAAUAACUGAGGCUUGGUUGGGAUCUUAUUCCACAAAUAAUUUGAACAUAUCUGAUCUCUCCUGGAGGACAUUUAGGGGGCAUGAGCCGACAGCGAAUCUAAAUAUUUAAUGGAUUAAUGAUGUGAUGGAAAAUUUUCUGACUUAGAUGAAGCAAAAUACAUUCAUGCUUGCUUUCCUGUACUUUUCCUGGUGAAACAAAAGGGCAAUAAAAGGUCAAAUAAGAAUAAGAGAUGCCAUUACCAUAAAGCACACUGAUACAUCACUUCAUUUUCAAUCAAAAAGAGAACUGUAUGUCCACUUUCCACAUCAAAGAUGGACAAACUCAUAAAUAUCUCAUGCACUAGCCUCCAGAAAUUUGGUUUUAUGUUAUUAUGUAUAACAAAGCAGCAAGUCAAACACCAGAACUACAGUCCCUUAUAAAGUUCCUCAUAAAAAACAAAAAACAAAGCAAAAACAGUUUUACAAAACAAUCCUAGCUUAAGCACCCUUUAUCCAGAGCUUUCAACUGCAUUUCAGUCUCCUGUCGUGGGUGAAUGAGCGAACACCAUCGGCUGAUGAAGACCCUGAGAUGUGGUUGACAGCCCAAGAAAAGAAUCUGGUAAGUGGACCUUGAGUUAAGACUAUUUCCAAGGUCAAGAAUGAGCUUUCAUGCUCCAAAAACCUAUGUAUUUCAAAAAUCUGAAAUUAGAUGAAUCGUAAUCAUGGCUUUUGUUCCAAGUCUUAAGCAGAUGUCUCAUUGUGUUGGUGUCCACUUGAUAAAAUCUGCAUAUUUGCAAAUAAUCAUAAGCUUGAAAUUGACGUCCUACUGUAGUUGAGUCGCGAACAUGUAGAUGAGCUGGUUUCAGGUUGCACAGAGAGGCGCAAUUACAGACAGGACCGUGCGCUCUCCUCCUCCAGCUCCAUCACUGCCAUUCCUGUUUCUGUCACUAGGGAGAGACUCUGAACUAGGAAAGCUGUUGUUACCAAGCUCAAAGGGUCCCACAGCAGGCUGGUAGUGUUCAGAGUCUGCACCGCACCGCCAUCCGCACACUGGCCUGCGGGACGCGUCGCACUCUCCGUCCGGGAUGGAGAAAGACGCCUCUGAACCGGACCCAUCCCGCCAGCGGAACGGGUUCGUGGGCGUGCUGUACGGGGAGUUCACCGACAUGCUCAACGACAGGGUCCGGUACUCAGUGAGCCUGACGGAGAGCGCCCUGACCAUCCAGAAGAUCUCCUCGUCACCCGGCCGGACUAAGAUGGUUCUUAACUUGACCGACUGUGUCGGCUGCCGGGCGUACCGAGGGCCGGACAGCGCGGACGUCGGCGCCUACUUUACAGCCUAUUUCUACCCGUUCAAAAGGCGGUGGAUGAGCGCCGGAGUGGCCCGGCAGCGAGUGGAGCAGUGCUUUCGGGUCGCGCUGGUCCAGGACCCGCUCGCCAACCUCCAGGAGGCUGAGAGGUGGGCUCAUGCCAUCAGAGAUGCCUCUGUGAUGCAGGCACCCCGGAGAGAAGGUGUGGUGUACACGGAGGUGCGUCGUCCUUGCAGAGUCAUGAUACUGGUGAACCCUCACAGCGGACGCGGCCAGGCUCUACAGCUCUUCACUGGCCACGUGCAGGGCAUGCUCACCGAGGCCGCUGUCCCCUACACACUCGUCAUCACAGAGCACCAGAACCACGCACGGGAGCUGGUGAAGAAGGCGGACCUGUCACAAUGGGACGCCCUGGUUAUCAUGUCGGGAGAUGGGCUUCUGUUUGAGGUGAUAAAUGGUCUAAUGGAUCGAGAGGACUGGCAAGAGGCUAUCCAGACCCCUCUGGGGAUUCUACCAGGUGGCUCAGGCAACGCCCUGGCUGCCUCCGUCCACCACUACUCUCAGUCGCCCCCAGCAUGGAAUGAGGAGCUACUACUGAGCUGUGGUUUCAUGCUGUGCAAGGGUCUGGUUGGCUCCCUGGACCUGGUGUCGAUCCACCUGGCCUCUAGGCAGCGCGUCUUCUCCUUUCUCUCCCUGGCCUGGGGCUUUGUGGCUGACGUCGACAUUGAGAGCGAGAAGUACCGCCAUGUCGGAGCAAUCCGUUUCCUUAUGGGAACUCUGGUGCGCUUGGCCUCCCUCAGAGUCUAUCAAGGCAGGUUAGCGUACCUGCCUUUUAAGGAAGUGCCAAAACUUCCAAAAGGGAACAUCAAGACUACCCAGCUACCCUCCACACCCCAGCACCCCUCACUCUGCUCCUCCCUCCCCUGUCGGCUCAUCCCAAACACUUCUCCAAACCAGAACUCUCGCCACAAUUGCAACAGCACAAAUUCCAACUACAACACCAUCACCAACUCCUCCAAUAACGCUAUCACCACCAAAAGACCUGAAACUCAGAACGAUGACAAGACCAGAGCACCAGUGGACUCUCUGCUACCAGGCCUGGACCAGCCAGUCCCUGAGAGCUGGACUGUUGUCAAGGAGGAGGACUUUGUCCUGGUGCUGGCUAUUUACCAGUCUCACCUGGCCGAGGACCUGUGGACAGUCCCUGAUGCGAUGGCAGACGACGGGAUGAUUCACUUGUUCUACGUGACAGCGGGAAUCUCCAGGCCUGCCCUCCUGCGUCUCUUCCUCGCCAUGGAGAAAGGAGCCCACUUGGCGUGCGGCUGCCCACACCUGGUGUACGAAAAGGUGAAGGCCCUGCGGCUGGAGCCCAUCUCUCCACAAGGCAUGAUCACUGUUGAUGGAGAGAUGGUGGAGUAUGGGCCUGUUCAGGCUCAAAUCCACCCUGGACUGGCCAGACUCAUAUAUGGAUGAACUCGGAUUAUCUUAAUCUUUUUCUGGCUGUAGAGCUUUCUGGUUUGGCCUUUUACAUUCAGUGUCAGUUUCUUUAUGUAUGCUGUGUUUUCAGAAGUGCCAAAGACAUUUUGUCAGCCUCUGGAAAUUCCUCUAUUUUUCUACAAAAACAACUUGUCCUAUUUUUAUGGACCCCCCCCCCCCCCCCCCCCCCCUC
Thunnus maccoyii (southern bluefin tuna) is the source of this 3916-nucleotide messenger RNA. RefSeq names its product sphingosine kinase 1. Gene Ontology annotation, cellular component: intracellular membrane-bounded organelle; cytoplasm; membrane. The transcript has 5 exons. Gene Ontology annotation, biological process: sphingosine biosynthetic process; negative regulation of apoptotic process; cellular response to growth factor stimulus. Lineage: Eukaryota; Metazoa; Chordata; Actinopteri; Scombriformes; Scombridae. Bases 2023 to 3720 code for a protein of 565 amino acids. The record is from RefSeq and is a predicted model, not a curated record.